AUGGAUCCUUUUGAACUUUUGGAACCUGUUGACAUUAUUCCAAAACUUCCUGCUGAUUUAGACACAAAUUUGGCAAGUAAAAAGUGGCAGGAACGUAAAACUACAUUAGAUGCUGUUCACGAAAUUUUGUUGAAAAAUCCAAAAUUGGUUGAUAACCCAGAUUGUGGAGAUUUGAUUGAUAAGCUUACAAAGCAUGCCUCUGACUCCGAUCCUGAGGUUCGUGAUGCCUCGUGUGCUGCUUUGGGUGCUAUACAAAAAUGUAUCGGUGAAAGUGCACUUGCAGUUUUCCUAGGUGCUGAAAUUGUUAAAGAUUCCACAAAGAUGUCAAAGAUUGCUGAAUAUCGUGAAAAGGCUGUCGUUGAAGCUGAAAGUCAAAAGGUUCUUAAAUCUGACGCAAAUAUUAAUUGUGCUGCUGUUGCUGCUAAAUGUCUUACUGGAAUGGCUAAAGGAUUACGCAACAAAUUUGGACCUCAUACAGCUUCAUUAUCUCCAAUUAUAUUUGACAAAUUCAAAGAGAAGAAGCCUCAUCUUCGUGAUCCUUUGAUUGAAUUAAUUGACGCUGUUUUUGCUACCACGACUUUAAACAACCUCUCAGCUAGUAUUUUGGAAGCAGCUAAAAAGCCCAAUCCAAGCCAGAAAUCUCAACUUGAUCAUUUCAUCUACAGAACAUUUCGGUCGCUUAACAGCAAGGAUAUUCCUAAAGGGCUUUUAAAGGAUUUGGUUGCGUCAUUGACUAAUCACGCCUCUGACUCCGAUCCAGAAGUUCGUGAUGCUUCUUGUGCUGCAUUGGGUGCUAUACAAAAAUGUAUCGGUGAAAGUGCACUUGCAGUUUUCCUAGGUGCUGAAAUUGUUAAGGAUUCCACAAAAAUGUCAAAGAUUGCUGAAUAUCGUGAAAAGGCCAUUUCUGAAGGUCCUAGUACCAAAAUUGAGUCUGUAAAGUCUGUCGUUGCAGCACCACCACCUCCUAAUGUCAAAAAGGCUGAUGAAAACAAAGCUAAAGUGCAGAACAAUACUACUAAACCGACAACUGCUGCUGCUUCUAACAAUAAACCCGAAUCUGUUCCUGAUUCUGUUGAGAAUUCUGAAGAUGAUGCCUCUACUCAAGUUCAACAACCCAACCAGAAGAAAGCUGUUAAAAAUUCUAAACAACAACAGAAACCUGAACAGCCCAAAGUUGAGCCAAAAGUUGAAGUUUUGGAACCUGAAUUUUUGUUAUUAUUUAAAAGUGAUAGGGCUUUGCGACUUAAAGAGGAAAAGGCUCUUAAGACUUUAAAAUGGAACUUUGACACACCUACGGCAGAACAUUUAGAACAAUUAACUAAUUCCUUGACUUCUGUGACAAAACCUCCGUUGACUGGACAGUUGUUUAAUAAGGAUUUUAAACAACAAAUUAAAGCUAUUGAAUAUCUUAAUGAGGUUUGUGUGAAAUUUUUGUUUUUUCAAGCGAGCCUCUUUAUAAGAUACCCUCAAUGCUAG
Messenger RNA from Meloidogyne enterolobii, 1476 nucleotides. Lineage: Eukaryota; Metazoa; Nematoda; Chromadorea; Rhabditida; Meloidogynidae. The record is from the annotation of a GenBank genome assembly.